This is a messenger RNA of Mesocestoides corti, 636 nucleotides long. The record is from the annotation of a GenBank genome assembly. Lineage: Eukaryota; Metazoa; Platyhelminthes; Cestoda; Cyclophyllidea; Mesocestoididae.
AUGUUUCUAAAAAUGUCAGGUAUUUCGUCGAUGUGGUCUUUGAGGUCCGCUAGAUCUGUUUUAUUUCCUAUUUCAAGAACGUUUAAGUUCUCGGCUAUCCCUCAGAGUUACAAAAUAAUUUCAAAACCACUUGAGGAUGAUUCGAUGGCUGAAGGUGUUGACACACUAGCCCGAAAACUCUUGCUUACCGAAAUUGUAAAAGGAUUCGGAAUAACUCUUGGAUAUAUGUUAAAAGAACCAGCAACUAUUAAUUACCCCUUUGAAAAGGGCCCACUUAGUCCACGCUUCCGCGGCGAACAUGCUCUUCGUCGAUACGCAAGUGGUGAAGAGCGGUGCAUCGCUUGCAAACUAUGUGAGGCUAUUUGCCCUGCACAAGCCAUAACUAUCGAAGCGGAACCCCGACAGGAUGGCAGCCGAAGAACUACUAGAUAUGAUAUCGAUAUGUCCAAGUGCAUCUAUUGUGGUUUCUGCCAAGAAGCUUGUCCAGUUGAUGCUAUUGUUGAGGGUCCAAACUUUGAAUAUUCUACAGAAACUCACGAGGAACUUAUCUACAACAAGGAAAAGCUUCUUGACAACGGCGACCGGUGGGAGGUCGAAAUUGCCUCAAAUAUCAAUGCGGAUUACCUUUAUCGUUAG